AGGAGAUAUUUCUUAUGAAUAGAAUCUAGAAGGUAUUUGUGUGUGAGUAACGCGUAGAUGAUAAUUAAAGUGAGUUAGCAGGAAACAAAAAGUUGGAAAAGAGACCUUUUGAAUUCACCUUUCCUUUUCUUUUUUGUUUCUUUCUUUUAAUAAGCUGAUUUAAGUAGCAUCGUUGAAUUUGAGUCGGUGAUUGUUUGUAAGUGAAUAAGAAAAGUAGUAGAGUCAGGAGACAGGUGUGCUUUCUCUUCAAAGCUCAGAAGCAAGAUGGAGAAAACAGAGGAAGAGGUUGAGAUGAAGGAACUGGUAGGGCUUGUGAGAAUCCUAGUGAAGAGAGGGAUCGAUCUUGCUCGUCGAGACGCUCUAAGCAGCGACCCUUUUGUCGUCAUAACCAUGGGUCCACAGAAGCUGAAAUCUUUUACUGUGAAGAAUAACUGCAACCCAGAGUGGAACGAAGAGUUGACUCUUGCGAUCGAAGAUCCCAAUGAACCUGUGAAGCUGAUGGUGUAUGAUAAAGAUACAUUUACAGCGGACGACAAGAUGGGAGAUGCGCAGAUAGAUAUGAAACCGUUCCUAGACGUUCACAAACUCGGUUUGAAAGAACUUCCACAUGGAAAAGAGCUCAAGAGAAUUGUGCCCACCAGAGAUAACUGCUUGUCUGAAGAUAGCAUAAUCGUCUCCGAUAAUGGCAAGAUCGUUCAGGACAUGAUUCUUCUGUUGAAGAAUGUCGAAUGCGGCAAGGUCGAGAUCCAGCUUGAAUGGCUUAAAAAUCCAGGUGGUAGUGGACUCUGAAAAAACAGAGAUGAAGUAGCUUUAUGAUUUUCUGUGUGUAAUAAAAAAAAUCUCAGUUAAUAAAAUAGAACAGAGUACUACUACUCUGUUUUGUAAUGGAAAUAUAUUUGGUUUUAGAUCUAACCGAAACCGUUUUGGUUUCCCGCGAGUUUUCUCUUCAUCACAAAAAAGAAAAAGUGAUAUUUAUGUUUUAUAUUGGUUUGGUAAACAUGUUCUUGGAAAAGUCAACGGCUUAAACCUUUUGUCCAUAGUCAGAAAAAAAGAAGAAUCAAGAAG
Arabidopsis thaliana (thale cress) is the source of this 1065-nucleotide messenger RNA. RefSeq names its product Calcium-dependent lipid-binding (CaLB domain) family protein (gene EHB1). Lineage: Eukaryota; Viridiplantae; Streptophyta; Magnoliopsida; Brassicales; Brassicaceae. The record is from RefSeq and is marked reviewed. Gene Ontology annotation, cellular component: nucleus; plasma membrane. The transcript has 3 exons. The coding region runs from base 265 to 789 and encodes 174 amino acids.